Molecule: messenger RNA, 2302 nt
Organism: Balearica regulorum gibbericeps (East African grey crowned-crane)
Lineage: Eukaryota; Metazoa; Chordata; Aves; Gruiformes; Gruidae
Source: RefSeq, a predicted model, not a curated record
AUUGUCAGAACGGAACUGUAUAGAAAUUGUCACUAAACUGAUUGCAGAAAAGCAGUUGGAAGUGGUGCACACACUUGAUGGAAAAGAGUAUGUCACUCCAGCACAGAUUAGUAGAGAGAUCCGGGAUGAGCUUCACGUUUGUGGCGGUCGAGUAAACAUUGUUCACUUACAACAGGUAAUAAAUGUGGACCUUCUGCACAUCGAAAACAGAGCUAACGACAUCGUUAAAUCAGAAAAAACUAUUCAGCUUGUACUGGGACAGCUUAUAAAUGAGAGUUACCUGGAUCAAUUAGCAGAAGAAAUAAAUGAUAAACUACAGGAAACUGGCCAGGUGACAAUAUCGGAACUCUGCAAGACAUACGACCUUCCGGGAGACUUUCUGAUACAGGCAUUAUCCAGGCGUUUGGGUAGAAUUAUUCAUGGACAACUAGACCAGGAAAAUCGUGGGGUGAUUUUUACAGAAGCCUUUGUGUCCCGGCAUCGAGCACGCAUUCGUGGUCUCUUCACUGCGAUUACUCGGCCUACACCUGUAAGUAACUUGAUCACUCGGUGUGGAUUUCAGGAACAUUUACUUUACUCUGUAUUAGAAGAACUUGUUAACACUGGUCGUCUGAAAGGCACCGUGGUUGGUGGGAGACAGGAUAAGGCUGUGUUUGUUCCAGACAUCUAUGCCAGAACGCAGAGCAACUGGGUGGAUUCCUUUUUCAAGCAGAAUGGUUACUUGGAAUUUGAUGCGUUGUACAGACUUGGCAUCCCUGACCCAGCAGGCUACAUUAAAAAAAGAUACAAGUCCACACAACUCUUAUUUCUGAGAGCAGCUUGUGUUGGUCAAGAAAUUGUGGAUCAAGUUGAAGCCUCUGUAGAGGAAGCCAUCAGCUCUGGAAACUGGAUAGAUGUAGCAACUCUUCUGCCCAGUUCAUUGUCAGUAGAAGACAUUGGAAUUUUGCUUCAGCAAGUGAUGAGAUCUUUAAACAAAAAUUCUUCAGGUUUAGUCUUCAGUGACACCAUUGUGGUCAGUGAGAAAUUUCUAAACAGCUGUGCUGAUCUAUUUUCUGACAUGAUGCAACAGAAGGCUGAAAAGGAAAUGAAAAAUAACCCUGUUAAUUUAAUCACUGAAGAAGAUUUAAAGCAGGCUUCUGGUUUAGAGAAUUCAUAUGCUAAUAAAAAAGACAAAAAGGAUGAAAGAAGAAAGAAAGCAGCAGAGGGCAGUGGAAGCGUGAGAGGAGGAGGAGGUGGUAAUGCUAGAGAGAUCAAGAUUAAGAAAACCAAGAAAAAAGGAAGAAAGGAUGCUGACAGCGAUGAAGAGUCCCAAGCAACUAGCAUUGGUAGAAAUAAGCAGCCAGAGUUCCCUUUCAUAUCACAAGAGGAAAUUCAGGAUGUUUUAAAGACCCACAUGAAGGAUUGCCCUGAAGAGCUUAUUACAGAACUUGCUGAACAUCUAAUAAGACCUUUAACAAAAUCUUACCAGGAAGUUGUGCGUUCUGUUUUUACGUCUUCAACAUCUUCCUCUGGAGCUAGCAGAAGACAGACUAUGAAGGACUUGCAGGAGGAAUUCUCAAACUUGUACAACAACAUUCGGUUAUUUGAAAAGGGAAUAAAGCAUUUCACAGAUGAGACGCAGACUAACCUUGCCAAACACCUGUUGAAGACUGUUUGUACAGACAUUACAAAUCUUAUUUUCAACUUCCUAGCAUCCGAUUCAAUGAUGACAACAGAAAAUUAUUCUACAAUCACAAGUGAGGUCCGGACCAAGAUUUUAGGUAAAUUAACCGAAGACACCAAAGGUCCUUUAACUAAGUUGCAUACUUCUCUGAAUGGCAAGAGUGUAGAAGAUUUUCUUUCAUACAUUGAUUCUGCAGUGGAUAUUUGUGGUAUUAUGGUGAAAAAAGGAGACAAAAAGAAGGAAAGGCAAGUCCUAUUUCAGCACAGACAAGCUCUGAUUGAACAGCUGAAAGUCACCGAAGAUCCAGCUCUUGUUCUGCACCUGACAUCAGUACUGUUAUUUCAGUUUUCAACCCACUGUAUGCUUCAUGCACCAGGAAGAUCAGUACCACAGAUCAUUAAUUUCCUAAGUGGCAAGAUCCCAGAGGAUCAGCAUUCUCUGCUAGUCAAAUAUCAAGGAUUAGUAGUGAAACAGCUGAUCAGCCAGACUAAGAAAACUGAACAGGGAGACGGUGACACAACAGAAAACCUGGAGGAGGAGGAAGGAGCAGAUACCAUUCGGAAAGAGCUCCAGGAAAUCACUACCUCUAUCAAGGAUCUUGUUCUCAGACCUAGGAAGUCUUCUGUAACAGAGGAAUAA